Daphnia carinata is the source of this 2642-nucleotide messenger RNA. RefSeq names its product calpain-7-like. The coding region runs from base 208 to 2619 and encodes 803 amino acids. The record is from RefSeq and is a predicted model, not a curated record. Gene Ontology annotation, biological process: proteolysis. The transcript has 14 exons. NCBI's taxonomy places the organism in Eukaryota, Metazoa, Arthropoda, Branchiopoda, Diplostraca, Daphniidae. Gene Ontology annotation, molecular function: calcium-dependent cysteine-type endopeptidase activity.
UGUCAAAUCGUCGAUUAUUCAGUCGUCUGCUACAGUGCCAUUCCUUCAGCACACCUCCGGCGUUUGACAAGCCUCGUUAUGGAUUGCUGAUUCACAGUGAAUUGCACAAUCAUUCGGGCGAUUGUUGCCAUUAUAUAAAGUCUUUCCUCCUCACUUAGUUAUACCAUGCCAUUCAGUGCAACAAAUCUCGAAAUUUAUUGAGACAAAAUGGCCUCUUCCGGGACUACUUUACAGCAAGCCAUAGAAAUGGGUAAAAAAGCGGUUGUUCUUGAUCAGCAAGGAAAACACGAAGGAGCUGCCUACUAUUAUGAACAAGCUGCCAUUGCAUUAGAUGGUAUAGUAGCCACAGAAUUAAGUGCACCAGCAACAUUGGCAGUCAAAGCUACAGAGUAUAGACAGCGAGCAAAUUCAUUAAGACAUUUAUAUUUAUCAUCCCAUGUGGUAGCCUCAUUGACGGAAGAACAGCAAUCAAUCUUGAAUAAUGCCCGCUGCUCAGUUAAUAAAGCAUUGGAAGUAGAUGAAAUGGGAGACAGUGAAAAUGCAUUAUCACUUUACAUAGAAGCUGUUGAAAUCUGCAGUUCAGCGGCUAAUUUAACCACUGAUAAAAACCUUCAGUUAAAGCUCAAGAAGUUAGCUAUGCAAGCACUGACUCGUGCAGAAGAAUUAAAAACAAAGCCUCAAACAACUAAUGCCAAGGCAUCAGCUUUAGCAACAACUUUACGAAGUGGAGCAGUUGAUCAGUCUUCCAUUUCGCCUUUGAAAGUGUCCGGGUCGCAGUCGUAUUCUGUAGAAGAAAAAAAAGUUUUAGCCAUCACAUCUUUGAUUAACGGACGAGAAUAUGUCCCUUUUAUGGCAGGCGACCUGCAAGAACGUUUCAUUUUUCCAUAUCCUUUCUCGGACAAACAUGGCAAAUUAUCUCUUUCACCAAAACAAAAGAAAUCACUUUCUAGAUGGGCAAGACCAGAUGAGAUAAGUGAAGACCCGAAAGUAAUUGAAAACAUUGAUUGUUUCAGUAUCAAACAAACGGUCGUUUCCGAUUGCUCUUUCGUCGCCUCGCUUGCUGUCUCAGCCCAAUAUGAAAAGCGUUUCAACAAAAAGCUAAUCACCAAUACCAUUUACCCGCAAAACAGAAAUGGCAUGCCAGUCUACAAUCCUAGCGGUAAAUACAUGAUCAAAUUGCGUAUAAAUGGAGUUUCUCGGAAGGUUGUUAUUGAUGACUUUUUGCCGGUUGGACGCCACGGUGAACUUCUUUGUUCAUACUCGGUGAAUCGCAAUGAAUUGUGGGUAUCCUUGUUAGAGAAAGCUUAUAUGAAGGUUAUGGGAGGAUACGAUUUCCCUGGCUCUAAUAGUAAUAUCGAUUUGCACGCAUUGACCGGUUGGAUUCCCGAACGUGCAGCUUUAAAAUCAAGUGGCGAGGAAGAGUUUAAAAAAGACGAGCUUUUCAAGAAACUUUACGAUAGGUUUCACAAAGGCGACGUCCUUGUCACCGUAGCGACUGGCGAAAUGAAUGAUGCAGAUGAGGUUCGGACGGGAUUAGUUUCUGCACACGCCUAUGCACUCUUAGACAUACGCGAAGUGAAAGGAGUUCGUCUUAUAAUGCUGAAAAACCCAUGGUCGCAUGUUCGAUGGAAGGGUAAUUACUCGGAGCUCGAUGCUAGACACUGGACAACGGAAUUGAAGAAACAAUUGAAUUACAACCCAGAAAGUGCUGCCAAUUUCGACAAUGGCGUGUUUUGGAUAGAUUAUGACAGUCUAUGUUCUUUUUUUGAUGUCGCAUACCUUAGCUGGAAUCCAUCUCUUUUUACCCACACGUUCUCUAUUAUAAGCUGUUGGAACGCUGGUUCAGGACCGGCAAAAGAUUUGUACAAUAUUGGAGAGAAUCCGCAGUUCAGCCUAACGGUGCGUAGCCCUGGAUCUUCGGCCGUCUGGAUUCUUUUGACACGACACAUUACCGAUAUAGAAGAUUUCCGGGAAAAUAAGGAAUAUAUAACCGUUCUAGUGUACAAGAAUGAUGGAAAGCAUAUAUACUAUCCUGCCGAUCCACCGCCUUAUAUCGACGGAAUUCGUAUCAACAGUCCCCAUUAUCUAUGCAAACUUCUCCAUGCGCAGGCAGGCACGGAACGUUAUACCCUCGUCAUUUCCCAGUAUGAAAAGUCGAACACCAUAAACUACAGUCUACGUGUGUAUAGUACUUGCCCGUUUGAACUAAAGAAAAUAACGAAACCCUACAAGUAUAAAGACGAAGUAAGAAACGAUUGCUGGAAAGGAGUAACAGCUGGGGGUUGUGCUAAUAAUCCUCUCACCUACCCGAAAAAUCCGAAAUAUCAAUUUACUUUGGAAAAAACAAGCGAUCUGUUGAUCGACCUCAAAGGUCCGAAACAAUUUUUAAUUGGUUUUGACGUAUUGUGCAUUUCUCUUGCUGAAAACGAUUCCCAAGCUGGAGCAUUCACUAAGAAAUCUUCCGGUGCAUUUCGAUCUGGAUUUGUGAUACUAGAAUUGGAGAAUGUUCCUCCGGGUUUGUACCAUGUAGUCCCAUCGACAUUUCAUCCUGGACAAGAGGGUCCAUUUUUUUUAACCAUUCAAUCUCCAUAUCCAAUCAAACUUAAAAAAUUUCAAUGAAAACCAUAUUAUCGCUGCCAAAA